ACGUCAUCGGCGCGCGCCGGAGAGCUGGGGCCGGAGGGCCGCGCGGACGGACCGGCCUCGGACUCCCGGCUGCGCCGCUUCCCGCCUCCGCGCCCCCGGGCGGCCUGGCGCCUCUUCGCGGCCGGAACUCUGAGAGUGGCUUGAAACCAAACCAGCUCGAGUCCGCAUCUGUCUGUCUGCCGAGAGCCAUUGCGAGCGGCCAGUCCGCAGACACCCGCGCCGCUGGCGCUCAUGGAACCAGAGCAGAUGACACUGGCGUCUGAGGGCACCGCCACCCGCCGCCACCCGCCACGGCCGCUUCCCUGGAUCGGUGCCGACAGCAGUCGCGCCCGGAGAGCCGGGGACACAGCGGGGACAGAGAGGCAGGCUGCGAAGGGCACCGGGGGCCCGGGAGACCCAGGCCAUGGCUGCCCCCCCUUCCGCAGAGCGGAAGCCGGCGUCCUGGACAGGGGCCCGCAGACAGCACCGCCCUGUGUCUCCAGGUGGAACUACUUCUUUCUCUACGAUGGCUCCAAGGUGACGGGAGAAGGGGACCCGACCCGAGCGGGCAUCUGCUACUUUUACCCGCCCCAGACCCCACUUGACCACCAGGAGCUGCUCUGCGGGCAGAUCGCGGGGGUCGUCCACUGCGUCUCCGAAGUCUCCAGCUCCGCCCCCGCUCUCGUCCGCCUGCGGAAGCUGAAAUUCGCCGUGAGGGUGGAUGGAGAUUACCUCUGGGCGCUGGGCUGCAUCGUGGAGCUCCCCGACGUCAGCUGCAGGCAGCUCCUGGAUCAGCUCAUCGGCUUCUUCCGCUUCCACCACGGGCCCGUGGCUCUUGCCUACAGGCAUCACUCGCGGGAGGCCCUGAGCGCCGAGUGGGACGCCUCCAUCCGGCGGAUUCUGAGGAGCUCCGGCGACCUGCACAGGGUCUUCAACUCCCUCUGGAACCUGGACCGCACACAGGUGGAGCCGCUGCUGCUGCUGAAAGCGGCCCUCAUCCUGCAGGCCUGCCAGCGUGCCCCUCACAUCCUCGCCGGCUGCAUCCUCCACCGGGACCUGAUCGUCAGCACCCAGCUCCCGCCCUCCCUCACUGCCAAGGUCCUGCUCUGCCGAGCUGCUGCCCGGGACCAGAGCGUGCCCACAGGAGGGCAGGUCCUGCCGAAGCCUGCCCCGGGAGUGGUGCUGCCCCCGGAUGUCCAGAUCGAGUCCGUGUUCCUGACCCUGGAGGAGGCGGCCGUCCUCCGGGAGUUCCCGGCAGAGGGGCUGACUGGCCGUCCAGAGCCUGCAGCCCAGCAGCCCCCAGAGGGCCAGAGCACACCUCUCGUGACAGAGACCCCCCCCGGGCCCGGGCCCAGAGGCACGGCGGGGUCCUCCGGCCAGGAGGGGCAAGGAUGCACCUCCACCAGUGACCAGGAGCAGUGGGGACCCUUGCCUGCGGAUGCCCGUGCGCCCCCCAGUGGCCAGGAGGGUCAGGACCACGCAGCCAGCCAGAGUCAGGAGAGCGACGUGUCCCUGAGACUGGACAGUCCUGCCUGGGCCCCCGGCCCUGGGCUCCACGGCCCCCCGGGGAAGGGUCCUGCCUCCCUGGGUGAGGAGGAGCUGGACUGGCCUGAGCCCCGUGUCCCAGGAGCCGCUGCCUCCCCGUGCAGGGGCACCCCGGCCGAGCCUCCUGAGCCAGGGGACACGGCCCCGAGCAGCUGCUACACCCCCUCUCCUGAGACGCCCUCCCAGAAUGGAGCUGCAGAACAGCUCGGAGGCCUUCCUGGAUGUGGCAGCCAAGCACCUGCCUGCCGAGAAGAGCCCCUGCCCGGAGAGACAGGCAGGCCCUGGGCGUCUUCCUCAGCUCCCAGACAGAGAGGGCCUGAACCUCCCGAAGGGGGCCCCGGGGGUCCAGCGGCAGACUGUGCGGGCGCAGACGACGGGGCCGGCCGGGUGCCCCUCGAGGGCCUGGUGCCCAUGAACCUCUACACUCACAGAGUCAAGGGGCUGGUGCUGGCCCUGCUGGCCGAGAGCCCACUGCUGGGGGAUCCCGAGGCCAUUCAGGAGGUGCACCACAGCAGCCUGGCCUCCCUCAACGGGCUGGAGGUGCACCUGCAGGAGACGCUGCCCCCCGCCGCUGCGCCCGCCGGCUCCCGCAGGGCCUACAACUUCACGCACUUCGACCGUGUGCAGAACGUGCUGGCUGCGAACCAGCCCCAGGCAGCCACAGCCCAGGACCGCCGCUUCCUCCAGGCCAUCACCCUGAUGCACACGGACUUUGCCCAGAUGCCCACGCUCUACGAGAUGACCGUCGGGAACGCGGCCACGGCUGUGUUUGCUUGCUGCAGCCCCGUCCAGGAGACCUACUUCCAGCAGCUGGGCCCCACGGCACGCAGCUCCGGCUUCCCCAGCGCCCAGGACGCCGCCUUCAGCCUCCCCAGCAGAGCCAGGCAGAAGCUGCUGAAACACGGGGUGAACCUGCUCUGAGCGGGCGCCCUAGUCUGGCCGCCAGGGGGCGCCCUCCCCCACGGGAAGGUCCCCCAUCCUUUCCCGAGGAGUCCCAGCCCUCACUCCCUGCAGACAGAUGGGCUGCGAGGGUGGUUCCUCAGGCAGCAGAACUGGAGUACUCAGCACAGCACCCCACGCAUGGGCACCCUGGGGUAUCUGGCCCAUCCAGCCUGCCGGCUCCUCUAGGCCCAGCUGCCCUAGUCUGUCCCGUGUGAAGAGCGCGGGAGUCUCCCCGGCCCAUCCCGGGCUCAGCUCCGGAUGCAGGUACCGGCCCCGGGACAGGAGCAGGCAUGCCAGGGGCACGGGGUUGGGGCCCAGGGUGCUGCGGUGGAGCUUUGCAGGGGCAGCCAGCUCUGCAUGGCGGCUUCUGGAUGUGUCGCGGGCACGGGUCCCGGAGUUGUGCCGCACCAAGACCGCACGCGCUGGCCCCGGGUGCAGGAAGUUCCGGGCCCCCUUCCACCAGCAGGGCUCAGCCUCCCGUCCUGCGGGAACACGCCGAGAGCUUG
Erinaceus europaeus (western European hedgehog) is the source of this 2972-nucleotide messenger RNA. It is a transcript of the gene HPS4, whose product is annotated as HPS4 biogenesis of lysosomal organelles complex 3 subunit 2. The transcript is spliced from 15 exons. Bases 232 to 2445 code for a protein of 737 amino acids. Lineage: Eukaryota; Metazoa; Chordata; Mammalia; Eulipotyphla; Erinaceidae. Gene Ontology annotation, biological process: vesicle-mediated transport. The record is from RefSeq and is a predicted model, not a curated record.